Messenger RNA from Suillus clintonianus, 517 nucleotides. RefSeq lists its product as uncharacterized. The record is from RefSeq and is a predicted model, not a curated record. NCBI's taxonomy places the organism in Eukaryota, Fungi, Basidiomycota, Agaricomycetes, Boletales, Suillaceae. The transcript has 6 exons. Bases 132 to 365 code for a protein of 77 amino acids.
AGUGGCCACAAUUAGCGUCUGUCGCCAGUGCAUUAGGUGAUGCUGUCAUUACAUGGACGAUCUGGUGGUUUUUGCGACCGGCGCGAACAGACAACGUUCGGUCAAGGUCGAGGAGUUAUCUCAACGAGUUGAUGCGGGUUUUUAUUCAAAUGGGAUUAUUUUCCUUCCUUGUAGCGGCUACCAUGUUUGUGAUCUAUCAGUUCCAGGAUGAUGUUAUUGGUCAUUUCUAUACCGCCGCGCCUGGAGCGGUGUUAGGAAAAACCUAUAUGAACUCGAUGAUGGCGGUGCUCAAUGCUAGGAAGUCCGUUCGCGAACGACUUGCUCGCAACGCAACGGAGCUUCCUACGAUACCUACAAUACAUUGAUUUUCUACUUCUGUUGAUAUUAGAUAUAUGUUCUCUGUAAUCCUCAGCCAGUAUAUGGGACCGUUCCAUCUAUCCUACCUCCUUGGUUUCAACCGUUAAUCACAAUGCGCGUCUUCUAACAUCUAACAUCAUAUGCCGCUCAGGCUUGCGAG